Musa acuminata AAA Group (dessert banana) is the source of this 387-nucleotide messenger RNA. RefSeq names its product protein FMP32, mitochondrial-like. Gene Ontology annotation, cellular component: mitochondrion. The record is from RefSeq and is a predicted model, not a curated record. Lineage: Eukaryota; Viridiplantae; Streptophyta; Magnoliopsida; Zingiberales; Musaceae. Bases 1 to 387 code for a protein of 128 amino acids. The transcript is spliced from 5 exons.
AUGAGGGAUCAACACUAUCCAAUGCUGCAACGAGAGACUGAAGAAAAUCUUCGAGUUGAUAUCGAGAAAAUGCGUAGUGAACUUAGAUAUGAAAUCGACAAGGUUAUUGCUGGGCAGCGCUUGGAUCUAAUCCUCAAGAGACGGCGCAUACGUCACAAGUUACGUGACAAGUUAGCCAAACAAAGUGCAGAAACCACAGAACUUAUUACCAAAAUCGAGAGGGAAAUCCUUGCAUUAAGGGCACAGCUAGACGCAGCAAAAUAUGAUGCCACAAAGUUCUGCAUCGCUACGGUUGUUUCUAUAUGUGCUGUUGCUUGUCAGAUUGCGGCUCUCACGUUCAGUCCCUCGCGUGUAGAAGCGGCUGAGGAGAUCCCCAAGGACAAAUGA